This is a messenger RNA of Peniophora sp. CBMAI 1063, 1689 nucleotides long. Lineage: Eukaryota; Fungi; Basidiomycota; Agaricomycetes; Russulales; Peniophoraceae. The record is from the annotation of a GenBank genome assembly.
AUGCGCAGUCUAUUCCCGCGUUGCGCGCACACGCUUCUCCUGCCCGGCCUUACCGCUCUCGCCCUCCUCCUUCCAACAGCAAGCGCAGUGCGCAUACCUGUCACACCCGUGCCGGGCUCUGGAUACGUCCACGCACCGCGACGGCUGGCCGCGCGCGCCAAUUCUACCGUCGGCGUCGAGGUCGAGAACGUCUCGAACGUCGAAUAUCUUGGGAACAUCACUCUAAAUGGGGAGACGUUCACCGUCAUCCUCGAUACUGGGAGCGCUGAUCUCUGGGUCGCGGGCAGCGUACCGAACUCGAAUGAUCUUGGCAAAACCGUGUCGUUGAGCUAUGCGAUCGGCACUGCCAAAGGCAACGUCAACUCGGCAAAACUCACGUUCGACGACUAUUCCGUCGACAACCAAGCGUUCGUGCUUGUCACCGACACUUCAACAUUCUCUUCCGACUUUGCCACUGCCGCUUACAAGGGCCUCCUUGGGUUAGGACCUAACUCUGGCUCUGUCAUCUAUCGCAAGCUCGAUGCGGAUGACAACGGGGGCGACAGCGCGCUCUUCCGCAUCUUUGAAGAAUCCCAAGCAACCUCGCAGUUCAUCACCCUCUACCUCAACCGCCUCGACUCGACGGGGAAAUCCACCAACCAAUCCGAAUUCACCAUAUCAGAAGUCAUCCCUGGUUUCGAGGCCGUUCAACAACAGCAGAAGUUGACCAUCAAGGACGUACCCACACUUACCGAUGCCGACCAACAUUGGGCCGUUCUCAGUGAUGCGUGGGGGUUGACAGGACCGGAUGGGAACUUCGUGGAGAUUGGGUCAACCGUGCCGAGGGUGGACGACGACAAACUUGUUGCUGUUAUUGAUUCCGGCUUCACAUAUUCGCAGGUACCGCGCGACAUGUCCGACGCCAUCUACGGGCGCGUACAAGGCGCCUGGUACGAUGAGACCCAGGAGCUCUGGCGGGUUCCGUGUGCUCAGGAAUUGAGCAUCACAUUCCACUUCGGUGGUGUGGACUUCCCUAUCCACCCCCUCGAUGUCAGUACGAGCGACAUCACGGUCACGCAGGCUGGUACCAAGUACUGCACUGGUACUUUCCAACCCAUCACUACGGCGUUCAGCUUGCUCGGAGAGUACGACAUUAUCCUCGGCAUGUCCUUUUUGAGGAACGCUUACGUGCUCAUCGACUUCGGCGACUUCGUCGAUAACGGCAAGGACACCUCUGACCCGUUCGUCCAAAUGCUCCCCACAACCACCAACACCACUGCACACGUCGAGUUCCAAUCUGCGCGAGGGAACUCCUCGCCUACGCUCCUUCCUGCUUCGCAACAAAGCCACAGUCCCGAAACGGCUGCAGAAAUCAAGGCGCACCGCGAACAGAAAGUACUCAAGUACUGGCCGUACAUCCUCGUCGGCUGUCUCGCUUUCGUCUUCAUCUCGACGGGCCUGUGCAUCUGGGCAUGCUGCAUGCGCCGCAAGCGUAGGCGCGCCGCUGCUGCCGCUACCGCUGCAGGGCUGGCUAUGCCUACGCGGCAGACCCAGUCGGAUUAUGUUGCGUUGGGUGAACAGAGGGGGCUCGGAGUCGCGGGACAGAAGGAUGCGAUGAUGAGCUCGGAUAGUGUUUAUGCCGGGAGGCCGAGCACGAGCAGUUUCCGGCCAGAUCAGGAGUAUGGAGGGUAUGGCUAUGGGAAGCAUUAG